Messenger RNA from Colletotrichum orchidophilum, 1119 nucleotides. RefSeq names its product 3-deoxy-7-phosphoheptulonate synthase. The coding region runs from base 1 to 1119 and encodes 372 amino acids. Gene Ontology annotation, cellular component: cytoplasm. NCBI's taxonomy places the organism in Eukaryota, Fungi, Ascomycota, Sordariomycetes, Glomerellales, Glomerellaceae. The transcript has 4 exons. Gene Ontology annotation, biological process: aromatic amino acid biosynthetic process. The record is from RefSeq and is a predicted model, not a curated record. Gene Ontology annotation, molecular function: 3-deoxy-7-phosphoheptulonate synthase activity.
AUGUCUAGCUUCUUCAUCGAGAACAAGAACGUCGGCAACAAGGCCGAGAGCGAAGAUUGGAGAAUUCGCGGCUACAACCCGCUGACGUCGCCCGAUCUUCUCCAGCACGAGAUUGCCCAAACACCCAAGUCGAAGCAAACCGUGAUUGAGGGUCGCGAUGAAUCCGUCGCUAUCGUCAAUGGCACCGAUAAGAAGGAAAGAUUGCUGGUCAUCAUCGGCCCAUGCUCUAUCCACGACCCCAAAGCUGCUCUCGAGUACUGCGAUAUGUUGUUGCAAGAAAAGGAGAAGCAUAAGGACGAGCUCCUCAUCGUGAUGCGCUCCUACCUUGAGAAGCCCCGCACAACAGUUGGAUGGAAGGGACUCAUCAACGAUCCGGAUAUCGACAACAGCUUCAAGAUUAACAAGGGCCUGCGCCUCUCCAGGCAACUCUUCGUUGACCUCACCGACAAGGGCAUGCCCAUUGCCAGCGAGAUGCUUGAUACCAUCUCGCCCCAGUUCCUUGCUGAUCUGCUGUCCGUCGGCGCAGUUGGCGCCAGGACCACCGAGAGCCAGUUGCACCGAGAGCUGGCAAGUGGUCUCAGUUUCCCCGUUGGCUUCAAGAACGGCACUGACGGCUCGCUCGGUGUCUCGAUUGAUGCCAUUGGCGCUGUCAGGCAUCCUCACCACUUCCUUUCUGUUACCAAACCCGGUGUCGUGGCCGUUGUCGGUACGCUGGGCAAUGAGGACUGCUUCACGAUUCUCAGAGGCGGUACUCGAGGCACCAACUACGAUGCCAAGAAUAUCGCAGAGGCGAAGGCUGCACUGGAGAAGGCCGGUCUUCCACAAAGACUAAUGGUCGAUUGCAGCCAUGGCAACUCUUUGAAGAAUCACAAGAACCAGCCCAAAGUUGCUGCCGACCUCGCCGGCCAGAUUGCCGGUGGCGAGACUGGCAUUAUGGGUGUCAUGAUUGAGAGCAACAUCAAUGAGGGCAACCAAAAGGUGCCGAAGGAGGGCAAGGAGGGCCUGAAGUACGGCGUCAGCAUCACAGACGCAUGCAUCCACUGGGACGACACCGUAUCUGUCCUUGAUCAGUUGGCCGACGCAGUAAAGCAGCGCCGCGAGGUCCUCGCGAAGUCCUGA